AUGGGGAAGGCAGAACUUGGGGAUUACAAUGAAGAGUUGGAUGCACACCAUCUAGAGAAUAAGCAGUAUGUGCCAAAUCAGGAGUACCUGGACCACAAGAUUAUUCGCUUUCAUAAGAAACACAGAGGUCACACUCCAGCCCUGUCAGACGUGCAUUUGCUGGAGGUUGCCCGUAAAUUGGACAUGUAUGGCAUUCGACCACAUCCAGCUCAUGAUGGUGAAGGCAUGAGGAUCAAUUUGGCUGUUACCCACAUGGGUGUACUGGUAUUUCAGGGUAACACAAAAAUCAACACCUUCAGCUGGGCCAAGAUCCGCAAAUUGAGUUUCAAGAGGAGGAAUUUCCUUAUCAAACUACACACAGAGGCUGGGCCUUCACGGAGGGACAUGGUUGAGUUCACCAUGGCAAGCAGAGAUAUUUGUAAAACUUUCUGGAAGAUGUGUGUGGAGUAUCAUGCCUUCUUCCGUCUAGCUGAGGAGCCCAAGCCAUAUCAUAAAUCAUUGUUUUCCAGCAAGGGAUCCAGCUUCAGAUACAGUGGCAGGACACAAAAGCAACUCCUAGAGUGUGUUGGCACUGGGGAGCACAAACAUUUACCAUUUGAGAGGUCAAACUGCAAGCUUGCCCAUAAAUCUCGGCAAUGCAAGUCAUCCCCAGAUUUGCUCACUGAUGUAUCCAGACAGCUUUAUGAGCAAGCCUAUCAAUUCCCCCACCUUGAUGUUUCAAAGCAUGGCACAAAUGUUUUUGCUGAGGGGCUUGACCGGUCCUGUCCCUUGUCAAGGCUGCCUGCCAAAUCAAGCAGGGCUGCAUCUUCAAAACUGCAUUCCAUGUCCACAUCAGACGCAGAGCGUCAAGGCAGAAGCUCUCAAAGGCCUGGGGCAAGGAGACAUCAGUCCCCUAGCUCUCAGCACCUGGUCCUUCUAUAUCCCAACAGCUCCCACCUUCAAUUCCAUCCAGUGCUGCCAACAUUCCCUCUUGCAUCUUACCCUUUUUUGCUACAAGACUCCACAUCAUCUUCUUUAGAUUGUCUUACAGAAGCUCACCAGAGUUUUAAGCCUAUGAAGUAUUUGCCUAGGCAAACAGGCCACUCCUUUUCACCUGCUUCCUCUUUGUCACCACCACGACAACAGCAGCGUCUAGAAAGGCUUCAACACUCCGAAAUUGGAUUGGCUGGAUCUAGACUGUGCCCCCUAUCAGGAGGACCACUGGGGCUGGGGUUAAACAGAAGACACAAUAUAGGAAAAAUAGAAGCAGGGCACUACAGUGAUGACUCUUCCUUUCAGAGUGCAUUACCUUUCCGAGCCUCAAGCCAACCAGAUGUGAAGUUCCAGAGACCCGCACUAGCAUCUUCAGCUGCUGCGUAUGCUUCAGAGUAUCGGCCUCUGGGUUAUUAUCCCCACCUGUCACAACACCGGGUUCCUACUAGGCCAACCUACCUUCCACUAAGCCCUGCCCCUUUGCCAGAAAGGCCCACAUCUUUAUGUGUACUCGGCACAGGCAGUUACAGUGAUUCAGAUUCUGAACUCUUUUAUCCAUGUUAUUGUCCUGCUGUAGGGAAAGUGGUACAUUCUGGUCCACUAGCACGUAUGCGUUUUUCUUCUGGAAGCCUCCAACUAGAUGAGGAAGAGGGGGAGGAGGAGGAUGUGUGCAACCAGAGUGAAAAUACUGCUCUUACAUCAGCCAAGCCAUUCCAGGUGCAGAGGUCCAGCUUGGUGAAGUACUUAGUUGUUCUCAGCUGCUCCAGGGCUGAGGGGACAAGUGUGGAGGGGAUAUGGGUACUGGACCAUACACUGGUUGAGGCCCCAGUAGUCAAUGAGGACUGA
Ictalurus furcatus (blue catfish) is the source of this 1818-nucleotide messenger RNA. Its product is annotated as FERM domain-containing protein 7. The coding region runs from base 1 to 1818 and encodes 605 amino acids. The record is from RefSeq and is a predicted model, not a curated record. The transcript is spliced from 9 exons. Gene Ontology annotation, molecular function: guanyl-nucleotide exchange factor activity. Gene Ontology annotation, cellular component: cytoskeleton. Lineage: Eukaryota; Metazoa; Chordata; Actinopteri; Siluriformes; Ictaluridae.